Molecule: messenger RNA, 1907 nt
Organism: Phacochoerus africanus (Common warthog)
Lineage: Eukaryota; Metazoa; Chordata; Mammalia; Artiodactyla; Suidae
Gene: IQCC
Product: IQ motif containing C
Exons: 5
Coding region: 194-1603 (469 amino acids)
Molecular function (GO): protein binding
Source: RefSeq, a predicted model, not a curated record
GGGGAUUGGGCGGGAUUACACUUCCCUGUGCAGUUCUGGAAGUGGGAGUUUGGGACCGCAGCAGGACCACUCCCAACCCAAGAGAGCGCAGGAAGGUUGCCGUGGAGACGGCGGGGCGGGAUCUGCUCGCCCAGCCCGCGGCGCGGACGGGUGACGCAGUGCGCAGGCGCCGGGCGGGUCAGUUGGCGCCCGGAUGGAGCGAGAGCGGUUGGUUCGGAAGGUGACAACACUGCAGGGCUGCGUCCGGGGCUUCUUGGUCCGACGCCAGUUCCAGAGUCUUCGAGCUGAGUAUGAGGCUGUUGUACAAGAGAUCGAGGGUGAUCUGGGCACACUUCAGUGGACCAGGGGCUGGAUUCCCAGGCCUCAAUUUCUCCCAAAGAAGGCAAAAUCCCAUCAGACCUGGAAAGCUGGAGAAAGAGUACCAGAUCCAGAGCAGGAACUGUGGAGCCGCUUCCCCUGUAAAGAGCCUGAGAAAGAGGCCAUCUGGGAGGGGAUGAUACUGAAGAAGUCUGGAGAGAGCUCAGCAAACUCAGGCAGUUUUCCCUGCAGAGAUGAAAGCCCAUGGCCUCAGAAUGAGCAGAGCACGAAGACCAGGAAACUGAGUCAAGGGGAGACCAGAGACAUGUCAAGGAUGGAGAAUCCAGAAGCUGCAGAUCCAGGACUGUCCCACAGCCAGACUGAGCUCCAGGAGCUCCAGUAUCAGCGCAGCCACUUGGCCAUGGAGCUGCUGUGGUUACAGCAGGCCAUCAAUAGCCGUAAGGAGUACCUGAUUCUCAAACAAACACUGAACUCUUCAGAGGUGAAUCAGACCAGAGACCAACCCUGCAUGUGCCCAGACCAUGGGGGUCAGGGCUGUGAGAAAGGAGAGUCACAACCAGUCCCACCACUGGAAGACCAUUCCUCUAGAGCCAGGCCCACUGGAGAGCAAGACCAUGUGGAUGACUCCUGCUGGAGACUCAAAUCACAGCCCCACAGAUCCCCAGAAAGACUGGCCACUACAGACAAAACCACUGCUGGGGCCAAGUACAGGGACUCAUGCUACAGGCGGACCGGACCACAGCUGCCCACACCAUUAGAUAACCAGGCCGUAGGGAAGAGGUUCAGCAAAGAGCCAGACGCUGGGGAACAGAUCUUUGGAGGGACCUGCCUGCAACUAACAGAACUUCUAGAGAACCAGACCCCCAAAGGCCUCAAACCUAGGGGCUACUAUUCUGGAAAAGCCAGGACACAGCUGCCCACACUCUGCGAGGACCCAGACAUUGAAGACAAGUCUCCCAGAGGGCCAGACCAAAAAAAGCCUGAUGGCCAAAAAACUAGACCACGAGAGUUGGGCCUCUCAGAGGACCACGUCAUCUGGGAUGGGUCUUUGGCAGAGCAUGGUGGCCUGGAUCUCUGGAAGAAUAAACCACCCAAGAGCCAGACCUCCAGUGAUAAAAGCUCCAGAGAUAGGACCUCCAAUGAAUCUAGUCAUGAAGGGUGGAAAACCCAGAAGACUGUACCGUGGAGAUCAAGGCCACCUGAGAAACUGUCUUCCACAGGGUCAGACCACACAGCAGAGGACCACUGGAGGGGCAGGCCGUGGAAAACAGGACCACCAGGCUAGACCCUACAGAACCAGGGAGGACCAGGUUUCAAAGGGGGAUGCUGUGAAAGGGCAACGAGGGAGACAGGACCUCAUCCUAACUCCCUGGUACCAGCUCUGCCUCCUGCCCCUGCCCCUGGCCAUUGGGAGGUAAUGAGGCAAAGAGAAGCUAGAGCACAGGGCUGGCACCCGCGGGGGGAAUGGAAGGAGGAGGAUGCUCUUAUCCUCAGCCUGUGGCUCAAUCCAAAUUUUGGGACAGGGAGGUACCUGGGGUGAGUGAAGUUGGCAGGCCUGAUGGAGAAUAAAGGUUUUCCUUAGCUUCUGA